This is a messenger RNA of Boleophthalmus pectinirostris (great blue-spotted mudskipper), 1055 nucleotides long. RefSeq names its product chloride intracellular channel 3 (gene clic3). Bases 160 to 864 code for a protein of 234 amino acids. Lineage: Eukaryota; Metazoa; Chordata; Actinopteri; Gobiiformes; Gobiidae. The transcript is spliced from 7 exons. The record is from RefSeq and is a predicted model, not a curated record.
GGUUGACACUCAAAACACACACAUACAACGCCAAGAGGAAACAGAGGAACAGGUGCAAACUUGGGUGAUAGACUUUUUUUUUUUUUACUAAUACUCAGCAGCACUUUUGUGGACUUGUAAGAUUGGUGACCUGAGGACACGUCAUUGUCGGAUAUAAAGAUGGCAGAAGAGCCCAAAAUAGAGCUCUUUGUCAAGGCAAGCAGUGAUGCAGAAAGUGUUGGCAACUGCCCAUUCUGUCAAAGGCUUUUCAUGAUUCUGUGGUUAAAAGGAGCCAACUUUACCUUGACAACAGUGGACAUGAAGAGGGCUCCUUAUGUGUUGAGUAAUUUGGCCCCUGGAUCCCAGCCACCCUUCCUCCUCUACAACGGGGAGGUCAAAACGGACACGAACAAGAUUGAGGAAUUCUUGGAGGAGACAUUGGCACCACCAAACUAUCCAAAAUUGUGCUGUCGUUACAAUUCAUCCAAAACUGCUGGUGAAGACAUCUUCCGCACUUUUUCUGCUUAUAUCAAGAUCUCCAAAAGUGGACAUGACCACCUGGAGAAGAAUUUUUUGAGGUCUCUUGCGAAGUUGGACACAUAUUUGACGACUCCUUUGGACUAUGAGUUGAACCAGAAUCCAAACCUAAGAGAAUCCAAGCGGCUCUUCCUGGAUGGAGACGAGCUUACCUUGGCAGACUGCAACCUGCUUCCUAAACUCAACAUCGUCAAGGUUGUGUGUAAGAAAUACCGUGACUUUGACUUCAGAGCCCUGAAAGGAAUCUCACGUUACAUGGAAAAUGCCUAUGCAAGGAAGGAGUUUCGCUACACCUGCCCCCAAGAUGCCGAGAUACUGCACGCAUACUCAACUGUGGCUACUCACUAGGACAAAUAACACUAUUUUUUGUAACUGUAUAUAUAUAAAAAAAAUAAGUAGAGUCUGCAUUGGUCAACAGCCCUGAUGGAAAAAUCGGGGCUGGAAAAAUAGUUAAAUCUGUAUGUAUAACUGUCUUGUUUUUAUGUAAUAAAGCUAUAGAUUUCUUAUAGCCAAUGCAAUAAAUAAUACAAUUAUCAUGA